Molecule: messenger RNA, 477 nt
Organism: Cajanus cajan (pigeon pea)
Lineage: Eukaryota; Viridiplantae; Streptophyta; Magnoliopsida; Fabales; Fabaceae
Source: RefSeq, a predicted model, not a curated record
AUGGAAAUCACUGAAACAAACACAAAGAGUUCUCUCCACACUCGAUGCAACAGCUUACGCUCCGUACCUCACCCUCUCAUAUCACAACAUGAGGAGCAUCUGCGAAGAUUGAAAGAACCUGAAGCCACUUCUUCAAUAUCAUCAUCUUCAUUAAGCAACAAACUCAAUGGUUUGUUGGACUUGCAAGACUGCACUGAUAAGUUGCUUCAAUUACCAAUCAAACAACAAGCCUUAGCAAGAGAGUGCAGUGACAAAUGUGUUGAUGAAAUUCUAGAGAGGUCUCUGAGUCUCUUAGAGAUCUGCAGUACAGCUAAAGAAUGCCUACUGAUAUCAAAGGAUAUCAUGCAUGAACUUCACUCGGUCAUCAGAAGAAGAAAAGGUAAUCAUGUUGGAAGAAGCCAUGUCAAAGAGAAGAAGCUGGAUUUAACUCCAAUGAAGCUAGCUGGCAUCUUCAGUAGACCCGCGCUGAGCCCAUAG